UCAGUCACCAUGAACAAAAUGAAGCUACUCAAAGCCAAGAUGGAGGACAUGAACCUGAACAAGAAGCCGAAGAAGUCGGUGAAGGUUAAACCAAGGCCCCCUGUCAGCCCACACCCCUGCGGUGGCUUUCUAGGACCUUUCAGCGCCCGACCUCACCAUCGGCUCUUUCGUACGCUCCCCCAGCUCAACCAGCCUCGGCAGUCAAAUGCACAACUACCUCCAAUCGCAGACAAUAAAUCCGUAGACCCCUUCCCGCCCUCUUCUGCUGCAACCUCUACCCACUUGUCCAUCCCCAGAAGACCCCCUCCCCCUUUCUCCUCGCCUUCUUGUUAUAUGCUUCAGGAGGAGGAGGCAUGGGAGACAUGCCCACAAUUUGCAAAGAUCCGGCCCCCUCCCAAAGUGUCACGGUUGGACAUUGGCAGCACCAGGUUGAUGAGGGACUGUGUGUACCCCCAGCUCCCUCCACUGUUUAUCAGGGGACCACCUGAAGCCACUUUUGAUCCAGCUGAGCCUGCAGGCGAGGCAGUCAGGCUGGGUUUGUUAGAGGAAGCUGCUGGGUUGGUGAUGCCAACACAACCUGGAGCUCCAUUUGGGGAACUGUCAGACCCUCUGAGCCUGGAUGUGUCUACCCAGCCAGACGGAGGCCGUCUGUCCCUAGAGGUUGGGGCUCAGCACCAGCUGCCGCUCUCCCCUUCCCCACUCAGUACCUGGACACUUGGGACAAGUGAUACACUCACUAGCAGAGCUGAUAGGACACAGCUUGGCACAUCAUUUCAUAUCAGCCCUCCCUCUCCAUUGCCCACCUCCACUUCACCAUCCACUUCUACCAGACCGCCACCUCAACCUUUUGAUUCCACUCUUUCCUGUUUACAGCCCGACUUUCGAGCAAAAUCCUCAGCACAAGUGAAGCCAGGCAAAACAUCCCCUCACCCCUCCACCAGCUCAUGGUCUCAUCCGACACGCUUUCGUGGUGUUAAAGUUGAGUCACCUGGCAAGAGGCCAGAGGUUAUCUCUAAGAGGGAAGCAAGAGGCAUCACGAAGAUGGCCAACCAAGCCUGUAAAGAGCCACUGGGGUCCCUGAACAACUCUGAACUCCUGGGUUCUCUCUCUACAAGGGCCCUGGACAGUAGCAACAGCAAAGAAAGCCUUGGAGAGAGUCUGGGACUUGCACUGGCAUUGCCCCCUGCCACUGACUCAGGACAGGGCAGCCUUAGCUCCAGGCUGCCAUCCAUCCCAGCUAACAGGCUCCUUCAGGAUGAUCUUAUAAGACAAAUGUCACCGUUGCACCGAGCAACAGCCUCUUACAUGGCCACUAACAGUCUUGCGUCAGCUGGGGGAGUCAUGACUUCAUUCGGGAGAAUAGGCACUUCAGCAUACCACCUACCUCCAGUCAAGGCUCCCACAUGCGGCAAGAAGAGCUCAAAACACUGCUUCCUUUGUGGCAAAAAGACUGGCCUGGCUACCAGUUACGAGUGCAGGUGUGGUCAUAACUUCUGUGCCACCCACCGCUACGCAGAGACGCAUGACUGCACUUAUGACUACAAGAGUGCUGGUCGGCGAUUUCUGCAGGAGACCAACCCUCUUAUCAGUGCUCCCAAGCUGCCUAAGAUCUAGCCCUGAAAACCCUCACCUCUCUUAAGGGAUGACCUGAAUAACAGGUUAAAGUGACUGAAUGAAAGAGAUUCUGCAGAUGGAAGGAACUUAUUCACCACUGUGUGCUUUUUUUAUCAGCCAAGUUUGCUUCAAAUUUAAAUAAAAUAUUCUGUAAAGCCAAGUGUGAACAAACAAGAGUGGACUGAAAUGGCACAGAACUACUUAUCACCACUUGACAAAGUGAAGAUGUUUUUAUCGUUUUUAUCUGUUACCUUGUUCUUUUCCCAUUGCCUAAAACAAACAAAAAAAACCUGUGCAUGUAUGUAGGUAGUUUUUGCUAAAUAUAUCUGUUGCACGUUCAGACAUAUCUAAUUUUAGUUUUGUCAGCCUUUUCGUUUUUUAAAACAAGACCCCUGAUGACUUUUCAUGCGACAAGUCUUUGACAGAUGCACUUUAGAACUAUCAUAUUUAUAAAUUUGACAUUCCAUAUUGUUGAGGGGGAAGGAAACUUAAAUUUCUGUGUUUGUCUUAUGAAGUGUUUGUUGUCGUCAUCCAGAUUUUUAUAUUCUACCUAAACGUCUUUCUUACAAGGGCACAUGCAUAACUACAUCACUAAUGAAAUCUGUCUUAAGAGAACAAUACACCCACUUAUUGAUGAAAUAAUUCAUAUUUAUUAAUGAAUACUACUUAUUUAAAUUCAAGGUUGGUUUUGAAGUAUGCAACGUGUGUAGGUGUGAAUGUCAGUUGUAAUCUGUAAUCCUAUAAAAUAAACUGUAUUAGGAUGGUGGGGUGUUUAUGGUAUUUAUGAUGUGUCUAAGUAAGGUGGUUGCCAUAAAAAAAUCUUUUCUAAGUCAUUUUUUUUAUUGCUCAGCUGUUGCAAAAACUUUAAAUGCUGUAAUAGUAUCUACAGGGGUUUAAUCUAAUAAAGUUUCUUUCUGUACGAUCCAA
Molecule: messenger RNA, 2541 nt
Organism: Micropterus salmoides (largemouth bass)
Lineage: Eukaryota; Metazoa; Chordata; Actinopteri; Centrarchiformes; Centrarchidae
Product: AN1-type zinc finger protein 4-like
Molecular function (GO): protein binding; zinc ion binding
Source: RefSeq, a predicted model, not a curated record